Messenger RNA from Endocarpon pusillum Z07020, 606 nucleotides. RefSeq lists its product as uncharacterized. Gene Ontology annotation, biological process: ribosomal large subunit export from nucleus. The coding region runs from base 1 to 606 and encodes 201 amino acids. Gene Ontology annotation, cellular component: preribosome, large subunit precursor; nucleolus. The transcript has 2 exons. Lineage: Eukaryota; Fungi; Ascomycota; Eurotiomycetes; Verrucariales; Verrucariaceae. The record is from RefSeq and is a predicted model, not a curated record.
AUGGCCAAAACGCCCAAACUCAAAGCCAACCCUUCCUCAGCAAAUCCCCGGUCCCGCGCCUCGCGUCGCCUCGCCACAUCGCUCUCCACUUCCGCUCCAGCCCUCAGCUCCUCAGACCCUACGCCCAAUCUCACACAUCCCCCUCCUCACCUCGAGAAAAGGAAUAAUAACGCCAAUGCGGUGCUUAAUGGAGGAAUCACAAAGAAGCGGGGCCAGAAAAGGCAGACGAGACAUCAGAGAUUGAGGCAAGAGAAGGGGCUAGCAAGGGCGGAGGAUGUGCUGGGAAAAAUGGAAGUUAAGGUUGAGAGGGUGGUGAGGAGAGUGAAGGUGGGAAGGGAGAGGAGGAGGGCGUGGGAUGAGGUCAAUGGGGAUGUGGAUGGAGUGAAGAAGAAUGCGAUGGGAAAUGCGAAGGAUGAGGAAGAGAAUAAGGGGGAGGUAAAGGAUGGGAUGGAUAUUGAGGACGAGGCUGAAUGGGUGGAUGAGAACGGAACUGUCGAGAUACUGGGAGAAGAGAAGGAGGCCGAGAUAUUCAGUAUCAAGUCAAAUGUUGUGCCUCCAGAGCCUGAGGUAGAUGAGCUGGAAAAUGAAGAGGACAAGAUCACUUGA